Melospiza georgiana is the source of this 680-nucleotide messenger RNA. It is a transcript of the gene JOSD2, whose product is annotated as Josephin domain containing 2. Bases 8 to 670 code for a protein of 220 amino acids. The transcript is spliced from 5 exons. The record is from RefSeq and is a predicted model, not a curated record. NCBI's taxonomy places the organism in Eukaryota, Metazoa, Chordata, Aves, Passeriformes, Passerellidae. Gene Ontology annotation, molecular function: cysteine-type deubiquitinase activity. Gene Ontology annotation, biological process: protein deubiquitination.
GGCCGCCAUGGCCCUGGAGGACGCGCGGGCAGCCCCCCAGGCCUCCCUGGAUUUGGGGGGGGUCCUGGGGGAGGAUCAGCAGGAUCUCCCCGAGGUGGGGGAGGGGAGGCUGCCCGGAUUUGGGUCUGGGGUCCCGGGGGUGCCGUACCACGAGCGGCAGCGCCGGCAGCUCUGCGCCCUGCACGCCCUCAACAACCUCCUGCAGCGGCCCUGGCUCAGCCAGGCCCAGGCCGACCGCAUCUGCCAGCGGUUGGCCCCGAACUCGCGGCCCAACCCCCACCGGAGCCUGCUGGGAUUGGGCAAUUAUGACGUCAACGUGGUGAUGGCGGCGCUGGGCAUGCUGGGAUUGGCGGCCGUGUGGUGGGACAAGCGGCGCCCCCUGGAGCGCCUGGCGGUGCCCCGCGUGCUGGGCUUCCUGCUGAACGUGCCCUCGCGGGUGUCCCUGGGCGCGCUGGCGCUGCCCCUGCGCCGCCCCCACUGGCUCUGCGUGCGCCCCUUCGGCGCCGCCUUCUACAACCUGGACUCCAAGCUGGCCACGCCCACCCGCAUCGGGGCGGAGCCGCAGCUCAGGGAGUUCCUGCGCUCGGCGCUGGCCCCGGCGCCCUCGGAGCUGCUGCUGGUGGUGACGCGCGACGUGGAGGAGGCGGGGAGCUGGCUGAGAGCAGAGUGACAGCGGGACA